Messenger RNA from Exophiala xenobiotica, 1043 nucleotides. RefSeq lists its product as uncharacterized. Bases 215 to 721 code for a protein of 168 amino acids. The record is from RefSeq and is a predicted model, not a curated record. Lineage: Eukaryota; Fungi; Ascomycota; Eurotiomycetes; Chaetothyriales; Herpotrichiellaceae. The transcript has a single exon.
CUCCCGCAUUACAUCCAUCACAUCACCAACCAUCUUCCUUGAUCUUCACUUGCUCCAACACCUCUAAAACUGUCACCGUCCUUUGUGCCUUGAUAUUCUUGCUCUCAUCACCUUCACAAGACAAUUCUCGGGCCUCGAAGACACUGCUCUAAACCUACUCGACUCCUUCACCGAACACUUACUUACCUUUCCCUCGACCAUUCAUCAGACCAAAAUGGACUUCGACGAAACAAUGACAACUUCAACCUCCUCCACACCUUCUGCCUCUGCCUCUGCCUCCGCACAGCAAGACGCCUCGGCCGCUGAUCUCGACGACAACCUAUUCCCACAGUCUACCACGACCUCCGGCGCUCCAGCGAAUGACCACCUUAACGCUUCUGCGCCCGGGGAACUCUCUCCUCCGCGCUCACAAGGCCAAUCUCAAGAAGAUCACCACCAGGCUAUGUCAAUCCCGAACGGUGCAAACACCAGCAGUCGGGUAACGAGAAGCGCAGCAGCACACCAAGCCGCGCAGUACGAGACGGGCCAGAUGCAAGACAACCCGGCGAUGAUGGGAGGUGCUGAAGGACAGCGAGACGAAACACCCGGCUGGGCCUGGAAGAACAAGAAAGCCCAGGAGGAAAUGCAGCGGGCGUGGGAUAAUGUGGUCGACCGCGAUUUCAGCCUUAAGGAAUAUGGAGAUGUCAUGAUGUUGGGCAAGGCUCAGAUGGGCCAGCGAUGACCGGCAAAGGUCAGGUAUCAGAAGUCACAUGGGCAUGGAUGUGCAUGAUGUGAGCGCAGGGAAGGUGAAGUCUACGGUGCAUUUCUUUUUGCGUGGUAUGCAUGCAUGGCGACGGCGUAUGGAGUGAUGGGUAAUAGGCGCACGAAUGAACAUAAAAUGGUGGCAUCGGGUUGCUGGUUUUUACGAGAACACCAGGAUUUCACAGAAUUCGGGUUUCUACACGAGAAAAGCGUUCAGAAACGGGGUCAAGGACGAUAUAUUCCCGGUGCUAUUGAUGCGAUGACAUUGGCUUUCCGCACUUUUCUGCUUCGAACGAUUUCAU